Molecule: messenger RNA, 1863 nt
Organism: Hemicordylus capensis (graceful crag lizard)
Lineage: Eukaryota; Metazoa; Chordata; Lepidosauria; Squamata; Cordylidae
Product: protein shisa-2 homolog
Exons: 2
Coding region: 168-710 (180 amino acids)
Source: RefSeq, a predicted model, not a curated record
CCCGGAAGAGGACUGAAUGAAUCUGGUGUGGGGGGGGAGAUUGUUCCAAAGAAGAUCUGCGUUCUUCAGUGUGCACUUGGCUAUUUUCAGAGACCGCGUUGUUUGGGGAAGCUUUGGGGAACCAGACGUGCCCCACCCCCGUGAUAUUGUCGUGAUAAGCGUGGGUGAUGGAUAAGAUUCUAUAUUGCACGCUGCUGCUGCUGCUUCUGUUUCUGGCUCUCGAGGGCUGUUCUGCGAGGACUGGGGGAGAAGUCUGUCGAGGCUGGGCGUACGGAACGGAGCUACCGGAGGGAGCUGUCUAUUGUCCGAGCAAACCAGGCGGGGAGGGCGCCCAGUUCUGUUGCGGGACCUGCGCACUGCCCUACUGUUGCUCGUCAGAAGAGGACCGACUCGACCCCAGCCUGUGCUACUCUCACAGUUGGCUGAAAGCCGGAACUGAGCCCCCGGUUAAGUCGGAGGGGCCUGGGAAUCUUUACAAGGUUGGAUUGAUCAUUCUUGCUGCAGUGAUUGUGCUUCUUGUGGUGUUCAUCUCUGUCUUUAUCUGCCGCUUCUGCUACUGGCUCAGAUUUCGCCUACUCGAUUAUUGCAGAGAGAGGCAGCAGGAGACUGAAUCAGAGGAUGGAGAUCCUUCCACCAGAUUAAAUGCCAACGUCCCUCCCAAUGGCUAUGGUACCUCUCAGGUGCCUUCUGACAGUGAACCACUUGUGUAGUUCCAGCAUGCUACCCCUUGAGCCUGAGGAAACCGAAUUUUCUCCAGCAGCGCAUCCAAUUUAAAAACUAUUUUGCCUCAUUCUACUGUGGAAUCCAUCUAUGGCCCUCACCUCAAAUGGUUGGUCUCUAGCUAGUAGAGCAUUGUGCCAACCUCUUCAUCAGUAUUAGCAUGCCAGGUCUACCUACCAGAAGAAAAUACCAUGCUACAGUGGUUUUAGAAUCAAAUGAAACAAUUGACCCUAUAGGACUGCUUUUGAGAGCGUGUCCACUCUCUUCUCAUAAAAAGAAGCAUUUUACUUUUCAAAGCUGUCUUUCAACUUCUUGCAAAGUUGACUGGUGUGUUGUGAGGAUUAUGUUCAGAAUGCUGCUUUCCAUCAUUUAAUUUCUUGGAAUCCAUCUUGUGUGGGAGUUCUCCCCACAACCCAUACUUCAAGAUGGGAGCUGAGUCAAUUGACUUGACUUGACCAUCCUCUUCUAAACUGAUGCGUAACUGUCCCCAGACUGUGUCACUGACAAUCUGAUUUGCCUUAAAGUACACAUGUGCAGAUCAAGCACCCCACCUUAAACUCUUAGAGGGUUUUCUUUAACUCUGAGCAUGGAAGGCUCAGUCUGUAAAGAGAAUCGGCAUGUAGACCUAUGGGACUCCUAGUGCUGUGUCCGUGUUGGAGGAGAGAGCAGAUUUGGACAGGACAGCAAGCGCUUCUCAAAGGCCUUACACAUAACUCUAUCUCUCCUCAAAGCUAGCUCUCUGUCAUUUGUGGAUAGCUUGACCAUGUACAGGCAAGAAGUUGAUGCUGUGCUCCUUCAACAUAUCAAGGGAAGAUCUGAUAUGGUAUGGUGACUGCCCCAUGGAAAACUCAGUAGCUUUCCUCAUAGCUGAACUGAACAUACCCUUUGGCUGGUUAACCCAGGGAGAAGUCCAAGAUGGUUUCUAGUUAAGACAUAUAUCUUCCUCUUGGCCUGUGUAAUUGCCAAAGGCUUUUUUUUUUAAACUCUAGAAUUUUGUGUGAACCCUGAGGAGAUAAAACAGGCAGGCAGCAAUGUCUUGUCUCCUGAUUCCAAGGCUUUCGCACUGGGAAGUCCCUUCUAGCACAAUGUCAAAAUGUAUGCUUUAUAAACACAUGUACUUGAUCAAUAAAAUGUGUAUUUUGA